AUGCUGCCGAAUCGGGCGAUCAUCGCGUCGCAGUUUUGGAACCACGAGUGCGGCUCGGCGCAGUCACUCGAAGCCGUGGUCCCCGCUGUCCCGAACGAGCCGCCUUCGACCGGCAUUCACCUGGGUAGCGGAAUCGCGCGAUCACAGCAACUGCUGCUCCUGCAGAAGCUCCUACCAAUCCCCUUCACGCCAUCCUAUGCUGCUGACGUGGACGAUCAAGGUGGAUGGGUGGUCGACCGAGUGCUAUCUGGUGUGGGCGGCAGGGACUGGUGGGCAACAGUAAUGGGCCGGCUGAGAGUCCAGCGCAUGUGGAGAAAGCAUUUCCAGCAGCAGACCAACACAACCCUAACCGCCAAUGCUCCCCAUACAGCAGCAGCAGCAGCAGCAGUGACUGAUACCGCCACAGGCAACAACAGCAGCAGCGGAAACAGCAGAGCUAAGGACUGCCCCAGUUCCUCCUCAGGAUGGUUCCAGGAUCCUUCCAUGUAUGCGCUCUCGGCCCGUACGCGCAUCGCGCUGGGGAAGCAGACUUGGCUAAGCGGCAGUGCUGAGCUAAGCACGCUUGCAGGCCUGGCAUCCGCACUUCAGGACAAGAUAAUGGGACGACAAAGGAGGGAAGGUGGUGCUGUGACAGGGAGUGAGGAGGGGAGUGGGGAGCGAGGAGGAGAGGCUUCGGGGCCGAGCAGGGUGGGGCGAGCAGGGUGGGGCGAGCAGGGUGGGGCGAGCAGUGUGGGGCGAGCAGGGUGGGGCGAGCAGGAUGGGGCGAACAGGGUGGGGCGAACAGGGUGGGGCGAACAGGGUGGGGCGAACAGGGUGGGGCGAACAGGGUGGGGCGAGCAGUGUGGGGCGAGCAGGGUGGGGCGAGCAGUGUGGGGCGAGCAGGGUGGGGCGAGCAGGGUGGGGCGAGCAGUGUGGGGCGAGCAGGGUGGGGCGAACAGUGUGGGGCGAACAGUGUGGGGCGAACAGUGUGGGGUGAACAGUGUGGGGCGAACAGUGUGGGGCGAACAGUAUGGGGCGAACAGUGUGGGGCGAACAGUGUGGGGCGAACAGUGUGGGGCGAACAGUGUGGGGCGAACAGUGUGGGGCGAACAGUGUGGGGCGAGCAGUGUGGGGCGAGCAGUGUGGGGCGAGCAGGGUGGGGCGAGCAGGGUGGGGCGAGCAGGGUGGGGCGAGCAGGGUGGGAUCGUGCUGGCCCCUACGUGGACCCUUUUUAGAAUACCUGUAGAUCCUUCUUGUGCCUUCCUUCCCUCCUUUUCCCCGCCGCGUUCCCUCUUCCCGUGUUUCCGGCACGAUUUGAUUGCACCAGCAGGGUGGGGCGAGCAGUGUAUGAAGGGUCACGAUUUGAUUGCACGAGCAGGGUGGGGCGAGCAGUGUGUGGACCGUGCUGGCCGCUACUGGACGCUGCCCCGUGCGCUCUCCCUUGACUUCGCCUCCCUGGUCACAAGAGAAGGGCUGCGCUACCGCUUCGGCCUGCAGCACGUGGGAGGGAAACCAGAGGUGAGACUAGAAAGCCUGCUGCUGCCCCGUGCGCUCUCCCUUGACUUCGCCUCCCUGGUCACAAGGGAAGGGCUGCGCUACCGAUUCGGCCUGCAGCACGUGGGAGGGAAACCAGAGGAGAGUGCAAGGCCAGGCCACGGGGAGGCGAGGGUGGUGCCGUGGGGGGCGAGGGCGGGCACGCGGGCACAGGCAGGCAUGUCACUGGAGGGGAAGGUGACUGUGUGGAAGGACCGAUGCGAGAAGAGGCGGCGACAGAAGGAAGCUGCCAAAGCUGCUUCCUCCGUGCCCUCUGCCUCGUCUUCCUCCUCGUCAUCAUCAUCAGCAGCAGAAUUGAAAGCACCGCUCCCAUCCUCGUCGUCCUCCUCCUCAUCCUCCUCCUCUUUUUCCUCCUCCUCAUCCUCCUCCCAAUCUCUUCAUCCGCAUUCUCCCACCCCUUCAUACAACUGGCUGGCUGCUCGUCCACGCAUCACCCUAUCUGCCGUGCUCGGGGGUCUGGCUUCCACCGAGAUCUCAACCAGCAGCAGCAGCAAAAGCAGCAAAAGCAGCAAAACCAGCAACACCAGCAACACCAGCAACACCAGCAACACCACCACAACGCAAAGCCAGGCAUCCAGCUCAAGGGUGAACGGAGCAGGGACAAUCGGGACGGAAGACACAACGGGGUCCUUCCGUCUCUCCUCUUUCCGUCCCUCCUCGCUUCAGCUCUCCUCGCUCUCCACCGAUCUCUUUGCGUCGGUGGCGGUAACCGCACAGCUGGGCAUGUUUGAGCGAGCUCUUUUCGACCACACUCUCCUCAACGCCACGCUCACCUGUGGCUCCCUCUCUGCUGCUGGCUACAACCUCUCCCAACCUGCGUCCGCCACGUCAGCGCUGGCGCCAGAUGCCACGUCAGCGGUGACGUCAGGUGCCACGUCAGAAGGUUGGCGGAGAGAGGAGCGGGGUGCGCCGACGCUCUCACUGUCAUUUCAACAACAGAUUUUCGGCCCAGUGAGGGGUCGCUGGGACGCAUGCAUGGGAGUGGAUGCCAAGAAUCCCCUCGCUGCUCCCACCCUGCUCGACUCAACCUACGCCCUCGAUUGCUCCCUGGAAAGGCUCGGAGCUGCCAGGCUCGUCGUCUGGUAUUCGCCAACAAGACGGGAAGGCAUGGCGGAGGUUCGGUUGCUGGACCGGUAG
This is a messenger RNA of Closterium sp. NIES-65, 2670 nucleotides long. Lineage: Eukaryota; Viridiplantae; Streptophyta; Zygnematophyceae; Desmidiales; Closteriaceae. The record is from the annotation of a GenBank genome assembly.